CUCUCUUUCUCAUAAAACCCCAAACAGGUCUUUUUCCCAAGUCCUUCCAGCCUUGGCCUCACCACCGAGGCUCUGUGGUUCACCCUCACCCCCUCCCUGAGGGAAAAAGCCGGGCUUGAACCCUGUUGCCCAGCAACCUUGCCUAAGCAAUACAAGUGUCUACCAGGCAAGCCCUGGUGGACUGAGAGGAUGGGUUGGGGGUCCUGAGUGAUAAGAGACCCUAGGAGGUACACUCCCCACCCCCAUGGAUGUGGCCGGGCCCAGAGACUAGCAGUGCCUAAAGGGUGGGGUGAUAACCUUCUCCUAGCAUCUGAAGGACUCUUGUCCAAGAAGCAUGAAUUCCUAGCAUUCCCUGUGACGGGACAGGACGGGAAGAUGGGGGUAGGGGAGAGGGUGCAAGCCCCACCUAGGGCGGUGGCCACAGUAGUGAGGGGCAGACAGAACAAGGAGCCUGGGAAGGAAGCAGGAUGGCAGCAGGGGCAGCGGCUGGAGCCUGGGUGCUGGUCUUCAGUCUGUGGGGUGAGCUACUCCCCUCACACCAAUCCUCCCUGCAGAAAGCACUCCAUCCUCCCCACAUCUGCCCAGGACUUUCCUAGAACCUGGGCACUGCUUUUCAAGCUUCCUCACCCACCUUGUCCCAGUUUUAUUAGCCCCCAUUUUCCUCCUACCCUUCCACCAUCAUACUGUCUCCCAGGGGCAGUAGUGGGAGACCAAAACAUCACAGCCCGGAUUGGGAAGCCACUGGUGCUGAACUGUAGGGGUGCCCCCAAGAAACCACCCCAGCAGCUGGAAUGGAAACUGAACACAGGCCGAACAGAAGCUUGGAAGGUCCUAUCUCCCCAAGGAGGCCCCUGGGAUAGCGUAGCUCGAGUGCUCCCCAAUGGCUCCCUCCUCCUGCCGGCAAUAGGGAUCCAGGAUGAGGGGACUUUCCGGUGCCGGGCAACAAGCAGGAAUGGAAAGGAGACGAAGUCAACCUACCAAGUCCGAGUCUACCAGAUUCCUGGGAAGCCAGAAAUUGUCGAUCCUGCCUCUGAACUCAUGGCUGGUGUCCCCAAUAAGGUGGGGACAUGUUUGUCUGAGGGGGGCUACCCUGAAGGGACUCUUAACUGGCACUUGGAUGGGAAACCCCUCAUACCUGAUGGCAAAGGAGUGUCUGUGCAGGAAGAGACCAGGAGACAGCCUGAGACAGGGCUUUUCACACUCCAGUCAGAACUGACUGUGACCCCAGCCCUGGGAGGAGCUCCCCAUCCCACUUUCUCCUGUAGCUUCAGCCCUGGCCUUCCCCGGCGCCGAGCCCUAUACACGGCCCCCAUCCAACUCACUGUCUGGGAGCCUGUGCCUCUGGAGGUCCAAUUGGUGGUAGAGCCAGAAGGUGGAACAGUAGCUCCUGGUGGUACCGUGACCAUGACCUGUGAAACCCCUGCCCAGUCCUCCCUUCAAAUCCACUGGAUCAAGGACGGCAUGCCCUUACCCCUUCCCCCCAACCCCGUGCUGCUCCUCUCUGAGGUAAGGCCUCAGGACCAGGGAACUUACAGCUGUGUGGCCACCCAUCCUAGCCAUGGGACCCAGGAAAGCCGUGCUGUCAGUGUCCACAUCAUCGAAACAGAAGAGGGGCCAACUGCAGGUUCUGUGGAAGGGCAGGGGCUGGGAACUGUAGCCCUAGGCCUGGGGGUCCUGGGAGGCCUGGGGAUAGCUGCCCUGCUCAUUGGGGCCAUCAUAUGGCAAAGACAGCGACGCCGAGGAGAGGAGAGGAAGGCCCCAGAAAACCAGGAGGAGGAGGAGGAGGAGCACGAAGAGCUGAAUCAGUCAGAGGAGCCUGAGGCAGCUGAGGGCAGUGCAGCAGGACCUUGAGGGAUGCACAGCCAGACUCCAUCCAUCAGCUCUGUUUUCUUCCCCCGCCCCUGCCCGCUUUGUUCUGGCCCCACACUAGUUCCGUCCUGUGUAACUGUACCCCAACUCACCAAAUCUGCUUCCAUAACCAGAGCCUCCCACAGUAAGAAGUAAAUACCUUGCCCCAUUU
Hyaena hyaena (striped hyena) is the source of this 2020-nucleotide messenger RNA. RefSeq names its product advanced glycosylation end-product specific receptor (gene AGER). Gene Ontology annotation, biological process: regulation of inflammatory response; regulation of p38MAPK cascade. Lineage: Eukaryota; Metazoa; Chordata; Mammalia; Carnivora; Hyaenidae. The transcript is spliced from 10 exons. Gene Ontology annotation, cellular component: plasma membrane. Bases 376 to 1851 code for a protein of 491 amino acids. Gene Ontology annotation, molecular function: signaling receptor activity. The record is from RefSeq and is a predicted model, not a curated record.